Molecule: messenger RNA, 1437 nt
Organism: Penicillium nucicola
Lineage: Eukaryota; Fungi; Ascomycota; Eurotiomycetes; Eurotiales; Aspergillaceae
Product: pepsin-like aspartic protease
Exons: 3
Coding region: 1-1437 (478 amino acids)
Biological process (GO): proteolysis
Molecular function (GO): aspartic-type endopeptidase activity
Source: RefSeq, a predicted model, not a curated record
AUGAAGCACUCAUGGAUCUUAUUGACUUGCCUGGUGCCAGCAUGGGGGUUGACACUACACCAGCGCGACAAUCCCGCUGUGGUGCAAAUGGACAUUCAGCGGAAAGAUGUGGUUGAUCCCGCCACAAGAGAUUGGAGGAGAAAGCGUUCGACAACUGUGACUCAAUCUUUAGAUAAUGAGGAAACAUUAUACUAUUGCAAUAUCACAUUGGGUACUCCCGAACAAAGCCUACGUCUCGUCAUCGACACCGGAAGCAGUGACCUAUGGACCAAUUCACCAAACUCGACUCUUUGCGAAUCUUCCUCCAGUCCCUGCGAAUCUUCGGGCACUUACGACUCGAGUUCAUCCUCUUCGCAUACCUUUGUGUCCUCCGACUUCAAUAUUAGCUAUGCCGAUGGGUCCGGAGCCGCCGGUGACUAUGUGACCGACACUCUCACUAUCGGAGGAACAACUAUCAAGGACUUCCAGUUUGGCAUUGGUUUCACAUCAGGCUCUACAGAGGGUGUACUAGGUAUUGGAUAUACUGCCAACGAAGUACAAGUUGGCACCGGCGCUUCGUCUUAUGCCAAUCUUCCCAAGGCAAUGGUUCAGAACGACAUCAUCAAAUCGAAUGCAUACAGUCUCUGGUUGAAUGACCUGGAUGCGAGCACAGGCUCCAUCCUGUUUGGCGGAGUGAACACCGCCAAAUUCCACGGCACACUACAGACACUCCCAGUGGAGAAGGUCGAUGGACAGUACUCGGAAUUUAUUAUUGCUCUCACUGGACUUGGGGUCCAGAACUCGUCUGGUCACCACGCCUACUCCUCGAGUGCACUCCCCGCAGGUGUGCUCUUGGAUUCCGGAAGCUCCCUCACAUACCUCCCGGAUGCCCUCGUUGAGGAUCUAUACGAGGACCUCGAGGUUACAUACGAGUCCUCCAGUGGAAUUGGUUAUAUUGAAUGUAGUAUGGCCUCGAAGGACGUCAACGUUUCCUACACAUUCUCAUCGCCCACGAUCACCGUGGGACUCAACGAGCUGAUUAUUGACGUGGGUGAUAUAUAUUUCCGCAACCGCCAGCGAGCAUGUGUCUUCGGUAUUGUUCCCGCAGGAGACAGCACCUCUGUCUUGGGAGAUACUUUCCUGCGCAGUGCCUACGUGGUAUACGACUUGGCCAACAACGAGAUCUCUCUUGCCAACACCAACUUCAAUUCCACCGAGAACAAUGUCUUGGAAAUUGGCACUGGUACCGAUUCAGUCCCCAGUGCCACCGUGGUCGCCAAUGCAGUGACCACCGCGCCUGUUGGUGGCUCUGGGGCUCGCAUUGGAGGUCCCGAUGGGGGAUCGGGGAUCUUUACCACCAUCUCCGAGACUGGUAACUGGGCUGUCCCAAGGGCAACCGCUAUGCCAAAGCACUUGGCAUUUGGAAUUGCCGGUGCUGGAGCUCUGUUGGCCCUAUAA